CAACGUUAAGGUUAGAGUGAGCAGGAUAUAUAAGGUGAGGCUGGACCUGGUUAAGUAUCACUUUCUCACUCACAACUGAACAGCAGCCACCAUGAUCUCUCUGAGAGCGCUGAUGAUGCUGGUGGUGGUGAUGGCUGUGGUGGGAAUGGUCAUAGCCUAUCCAGAUCCCUCUCCAGGAUAUCGCCGUAGAUACGGAGGUGGAUUUGGUGGAUUUGGUGGCGGUGGACUUGGCGGAUUCGGUGGCGGUGGACUUGGCGGAUUCGGUGGCGGUGGACUUGGUGGUGGACUUGGCGGUGGAUUUGGUGGCGGUGGAUUUGGUGGCGGUGGAUUCGGUGGUGGUGGAUUUGGUGGUGGUAAAUUCGGGUAAGCUAACGCGGGAGUGAGUCCAGUUAUAACCGAAAUAUAUAUGUAUGAAGGAAAAGUAAAUCAUUAAUGAUUUAUGUGAAUUUAAUAAGAUUGGUCAUACACAUACCAUUACAGUUUUAGGAUAUACAGGAAAAGUUAAAUUUAGAGUGAGGUAAAUGGCCUGGGUGCUCAAGGGAGUGUGGCCACAGUGACUAAUGUUUACACGAUUGUAUCUUCAGAGGUCGUGGCUACUAUGGGUAGAGGAGUUGGAGGAAGCACCGAAUGGACACCUCGACGACACCUUCAUGAGAACGACCUCAACGACGAUCGUCGUUCACUGAAGCCACUACUAUCCGUGGACAAUGUUUAAACAUUAACAGGCUUAUUGCAUUCAAUAAAUAACCAAAUGAAAAAGUUUUUCGUUACUCUUUGAAAUUAUGAUUAUCAAGGUUAUACUCACUAGGAUUAUAAUUAUAAUCAUGGGGGAGCUCUAAAUCCAUAGGAUUAUACAGCGCA
This is a messenger RNA of Cherax quadricarinatus, 861 nucleotides long. The record is from RefSeq and is a predicted model, not a curated record. NCBI's taxonomy places the organism in Eukaryota, Metazoa, Arthropoda, Malacostraca, Decapoda, Parastacidae.